GGCCAUGUUUGAGUUGGACAUGCGUGAGUGUGGUGAUAGGAUGGUAACCCUGAGUAACCAGUCCCCAGAAGCCGUGCGCUGCUUCCUGGACUUCUGUUACUCUGGAGAGAUGGUCGUCACCCACGAAAACGUAGACAUGCUGUUCCAGCUCGCCUCUUUCCUACAGGUGUCUGUGCUCUUCAGAGCAUGCAGUGACUUCCUGAUUGGAACCCUGGAGCUCUCCAACUGCCUGAUGCUAUUGGCCCUCGCCGAGGGAUAUGGCUCCGCCUCCCUCCUCCAGCAGGCCAAAGAGUUUGUAGUUCAGAACUUCCACAACCUCUCAAUGACUCCAGACUUCCUGGAUAUGCCGUUGGGCGUGCUCGAGGUAUGUCUGGGGUCGGACAGUCUCAGCGUGCCCAGUGAGGAGGUGGCGGUGAGGUCAUCCCUGAGGUGGACAAGUCACGACCUCCAGACCAGACAGAGGCUGUUGCCACGGCUACUAGCACUGCUAAGGCUACAUCACGUACCCACACACACCCUGCAGGCCCUGGCCCGGACUGAGAAUCUCCUCUCAGGGGACCAACUCUGUGUUAGUCUGGUCAGUGAUGCAGUGAGGAGACAGACACAGCUCAGUGGUCUACUGCCAGACGCCAGACCAGCUACCACACAGUCUUACAUCUACAUCCACAAGACAGAGGAGAACGGAGAGAUACACCACAGCUUCUGUUACUGCCUGGACACAGACCAAUGGAGAGAGCUACCUCAGGGCCAGGGGGCGGGUUUUAGUAUGACCCCUGACCCCUCAGGCUCUUCCCUCACCAGCUACGCCGAGAAGUUGUUUGUGACAGGUGGUUGUCGGGGCAACUGUUGCCGCACAGUGCGUCUUCACGUGGCAGAGCCGUUCCAUGAUGCGACAGCGGAGGUUUGGUGCUACUGCCCAGUCACACACACCUGCACCCCUGCCCCGGACAUGGGGAAACCCCGUACCAUGCACACAGCCGUCACAACCCUGGACAGACUGUAUGUGCUAGGAGGGAGGACCAGAGGAGAAAGGGAGGGAGCUCCUAGCCUAAUGGAGGUGGAGUACUACGACCCCCUGGCCAAAACCUGGACCUCCGUCAGCCCUCUGCCCACUGCUAUCUACUACCCAGAAGCCAGUGCGUGCGGCAGCAUCAUCUACACAUUGGGUUCGUCAGUGGAGAUAUCGGACUCCUUCAACCCUUCGCUGGACUGUUUCCUGCGCUACGAUGCUGUUUCUGACCAGUGGAGCCACCUGGUGGCAGAGUUUGGUCAGUUCUUCCACGCCACCUUGGUCAAGGCUGUGUCCGUCAACAACACUCUACACCUCUGUGACUUGUCUACGUAUAAGGUGUACAGUUUCUGUCCAGAGACGUGUGUGUGGCAAGGGGAGGGGUCGUUCGAGUGUGCCGGGUUCAACGCAGGCUCCGUGGGCGUGGCCAACCGAAUCUACAUCCUGGGAGGAGACUACUCACCUGAUGAGAUCACUGACGAAGUCCAAGUGUACCACAGUGGGCGGGGCCAGUGGGAGGAAGUGACACCAAUGCCACGCCCCCUGACAGAGUUUCACUGUCAGGUCAUCAGCUUCAACAGAUACAGAGACCCCUGGGGAGGAAGGGACACGUAA
Molecule: messenger RNA, 1624 nt
Organism: Salvelinus namaycush (lake trout)
Lineage: Eukaryota; Metazoa; Chordata; Actinopteri; Salmoniformes; Salmonidae
Gene: kbtbd3
Product: kelch repeat and BTB (POZ) domain containing 3
Exons: 8
Coding region: 5-1624 (539 amino acids)
Molecular function (GO): protein binding
Source: RefSeq, a predicted model, not a curated record